Amphimedon queenslandica is the source of this 669-nucleotide messenger RNA. RefSeq lists its product as uncharacterized. Lineage: Eukaryota; Metazoa; Porifera; Demospongiae; Haplosclerida; Niphatidae. The transcript has 4 exons. The record is from RefSeq and is a predicted model, not a curated record. The coding region runs from base 184 to 573 and encodes 129 amino acids.
AAGAAAGUCUUUGCAUUUAAUUACACUGAUGGAGGGACUUUUCCUAUAGGAGAGACAUAUGCUUCGUUAGAGAUCAGUAAAAGCUGUCUUAUUUGUGUCUUGUACAAAGGAUCUACGAGGGAUACAUCAGUGAAGUAUGCUGGCCAAUGUUCUUAUGUCAAAGAAUAUAAGAGCUGCUGGACUAUGAGUAUACUAUUCACUAAACACCUAAAGGCACAUUUGAAGUAUGCACAAUCUGAGUCAAUUGGCACCAUUGAGUCUCACUCCUUCUUGUUUACAGAAUGGAAUGAUGGCCAAGAGUUAUCAAUGGGACUUCAUAAGUUUAGAAAUUCAAUGGAAACUGAUGGAUGGAAGAUAUCCCCCAUCUCUCUCAUACCUGAUAAGAUAACAAAAGCUGAAAUUGAUUCUGUUGAGUUACAACAAAAUUUUCGUAAGCUCCAGUCCAGAAUAAUUCCAUUGAUUGAGUUCUCAGUUUAUAUUGAUAAUAUUGAAUCUGCUUCUAAUGAACUAAAGACGGAUCUUGACAUUGAAGGUACUACUUCAAAUGUUAUUGUUAGGAGACAAAAGGAAUAGAAAGAAUAACAAUGAACAAUGAGUGCAAUUUUUAUGCGUGUUAGUUAGUUUUAUACUUUUUGUUUUUGAUUUUCUCAUUAGAACUUGAUGAGUGUA